Molecule: messenger RNA, 1075 nt
Organism: Eutrema salsugineum
Lineage: Eukaryota; Viridiplantae; Streptophyta; Magnoliopsida; Brassicales; Brassicaceae
Exons: 5
Coding region: 131-745 (204 amino acids)
Biological process (GO): response to cold; regulation of circadian rhythm
Source: RefSeq, a predicted model, not a curated record
UCCUCUCUCUAUUAAGGUCUCCUUUUAGUUUAUUUUUUUUUGGAGACAGAACAAUUUUUUUAAUUUUCCAGAGACAAGAGAUAUUUUGUUUUGGUUUCUGUGGAGAGCAUCGGACUAUUAGAGAACACCGAUGGAGAAUGAUUAUAGGGUGAAUAUAGCUUCUCUCGAGAUGGAUCGCGAUGCGGAGGCGUCGGUUGAGUCUCAGAGCGAGUCGACUCUAUCGAACUCGCUCGAGUCCGGUCUUACGAUUGAGAGCUUCCGUGGUGAUGCGGAUUCGAAACUGGAUGAAUGUGCUGGGUGGACGAAUGAGAGACACAACUCAUAUCUUGAUUAUUUAGAGAACUCGUUCGUUAGGCAAUUGUACUCUCUGCUUGGAGAAGAGACUCACAGACUGUCUACGCCUCGUGAUGUGCAGUCUAACUCUCUCAAAUCGACUGAUCAGUUUACGGUAGUACAAAAUGGAUGCUUGCAGAAGGUUAACUUUGGAAAGAAACGUCCUUAUUUGGAGACGUCAUCAGAGUUUAAUUUUCAAGAAAACUCCAGUGAUAAGGCUUUUAUUGGAACAUCCAUGAGAAAUUCUUUGGGGCAUAAGUAUCCAGCUCAAAGCGCUGCAGAAGCGUCAGGGCAGAACUUCAGAGAAGAAGAAGAAAAAGAAGAGAAGGGAUGUACUUCAGAGGUGUCCAGAAAACGCCAAAAAGAAGCGAAUUAUGAUGAUAGUUCAUUGAAUGAUCAGGUUGUGCCGUAAGGAUGGUGAAGCUCAGAAUGUGAAACGAUAGAAGGGCAUAUAGGAAGUAUAGAUGAAUUACUAUGAAUAGAGACUUAAAAAAAAAAAAAGCAAGCGUGGUUGGAGAAUGAAUGUGGGGGGUUUUGUUUGUUGUAUAUAAUGAGAAAGAGGCUAAAGAGAGCCUUAUAAAGGGAUCGAAUGGGAUGAAAUUAUAGAAUUUGGUUUUUGUUUUGUUAAAUUUUGUCUAUGUUAACUAGGGGGAAAAGUGUUUGCUAUAACUAAGCAUGAUCGCCAAUCCUUAGCUUUUUCAAUCUUUAUUCUUUUUGUCAUUUUUUCCUUAUAAUCAAUUUU